Molecule: messenger RNA, 3659 nt
Organism: Python bivittatus (Burmese python)
Lineage: Eukaryota; Metazoa; Chordata; Lepidosauria; Squamata; Pythonidae
Biological process (GO): nucleus-vacuole junction assembly
Molecular function (GO): protein binding; protein-membrane adaptor activity
Source: RefSeq, a predicted model, not a curated record
UCUAGUUUGGUGCCUUAACAACUACACCAAACUGGCUCUUAAAAUACCAAUUAUUAGAGUGGACCUUUAGUAUGGUGCCAUGCUUGUGUCCCUGAAUUAUCUGUCUCUGCUGUUGGAAAGAGGAAGGAGGGCUAGAUGGUCAUGUGCUCAGAUUCAACAGGAUUUAAAAAAUAAUAUUUUAAUGGUGCAAUCCUAUAUGACUGAAUUUGCACAGCACACAUACAGAACAUUAAUUUAACCAUGAUGUUUUUUGUUUUUGUUUUAAUCCGCUUUCAAUUGUGACCCAUUCGAUGGAGACUGCCUGGACAAGUCCUUGCAGUUUUCCUGGCAAGGUUUUUCUGGAAGUGGUUUGCCAUUGCCUCCUUCCUAGAGUAAAGCCCAGCUGGUGGUCACAGGAAAUUGAGUCUCUUCCACUGCGUUGCAUCCAGCAACUGGCAACCAAUUCCCAUUUUCCCGUGCAAGGCGCCGCCAGCGUUUUUCCUCCCACUGGGUUCAAUUUGUAGGAGCAAGCUUACCAAUAUUUUUGCCUAGAAUCAGAAGCUAAAUAUCUUAUGUACCUGUUUCCUAUGUUCAUUCAUGCUAACUUCAUUCUUGGUGUUUGGGAAGUGCAGAACAUAGGAAAUCACUGAGGUUGUACGAAAAUAAGAAUGGGUCAGCUGUGUACCAAGUGCAUCCAGUUGCUUUAUGACUUUGCUCUCUCAGGGAAAACACUCUUGUCAGGUCUAUUGCUUGAUAUUAGGAAGUAUUUGGCUCAGAUCGCUGACUGCCCUUGUCUAAAGCGAAAAAAUGUUGAAAUGAGGCAACUCUACAAACCUGUUCUUCGUCCCCAUGAAAAGGAAACUGCCCAAGAGUUUCUGCAAGACAUUGAAAGAGGUUUUGAAAUGUCAUUACUUGGCAAGAUCUCCUUAGAAGUUCUAAAGACCUUGGCAUUUUCGGAUAACCCUGGAUUGCAAAUGCUUGCUGCUCUCUAUUACCUACACAUAAGCCAAGACUCGCUAAACAUCCAGCUGUCCCUAGAGCAUUUGGAAACAUACUAUGCUUUGCUGAAGUCUAACGAUUUGGAGGUUCAGCAGAUUUCAUCUUUAUCCCUGCUCAGUUUUUUAUUAGAAGGAAAUGUAACCAAGGAGCAUGUCAUAGAAAUGGAUUUACUUGAGCCAAUCCUAGAGCUACUCGAGUCGGACGACAUCACUGCUCAGGGUAAUUCCUGUGCCUGCUUAAUGAUGCUGGCUGACUCAGAGGCCUGUCGGAAUGCAAUUGCAGCAGCCGGAGGAACUAUUCCAUUACUUUCCCUUUCUAAAUCUCAUGAUAUCGGGGUUCAACAAAAUGCAGUUCGAGCUAUUUUCAGCCUCACACAAUCAGAAUGGAUCCAAAAGGUUUUGGUUCGUCAAAGUGCUCUCCCAAUACUCACCCUUUUAUUAGAGUCUCCUGACACAGAAGUACAGUACUAUAGCUGUGGUGCUCUCAGCAAUGUGGCUACAAAUUCACAGCACCACAAAGCUAUGCUUCAUGUUGGUGACAAGUUUCUUCUACAGACUCUUCUUUCUCUCCUGUCUUCAGAUGUGGACAAGAUUUCAAACUAGGCUUGUAUUUGUCUCAGGAAUUUAGCCACAAGUGAGAGCAUUCUGACCAGUCUUGUUGCUAUGCAUAUCCAGUCCCACCUUCUUCCUCUCUUGACAUUUAGCAAUAAAGAGAUUCAGCAGAAUUCAGUAAUUCUCCUCCAGAUAUUAUCCCAACACCCAGGCAACCAGGAAGCCCUGAUGUCUGAUGAGAUGCUGCAAACUCUGGGGGAGCUGUUGCUUACCUGGAAAACAGACCCAGUAAUUGUUGGUCGUACGGCUAGCCUCAUCAAAAAUCUCAGCCUUUCUAAAAACAUACAGAAGAUCCUAGAAAGUCCAUGCAUCAAAGGCCUUUUACAAGCUAUCCGUAGUGCCCACUUACUAGAAGAGGACUCUCUUUUCUGUGUUGUAUCUUGUCUUGCUGAACUAGUGAAGCAUGAAGGAACCAUAAUGCAUAUUCUAGCUUUGAUGGAUGAGCCAUUGAUAAAUCAUCUAGUGAAACUGGCUGACCAGGUGGAACAACCCAAGCUUUCAUUCCAAGCUGCCUUUAUGAUCAAACACAUCCUACAACAUGAAGAGGUAGUGUCUCUGUUAAAAGCUCACAUGAACCAAGUUCAGCAAUAUUUGAUGAAAUAUCUUAUCCACCGGGAGAUUCGUUUUCAGCAUUUGGGCAUAACCACUCUCUGUGCAUUACAGAAAGAUCCAGAGUUUUUGGCAGCAUUCAGAAACAGUGAACUGAAGAAGCGCCUUGAUGAAAUCUGUCAACAAACUGAAAUUAUGCAAGAGUUUCUCAGUAUUGCUAUUGGACAUAUGGAGGCAUGAGACAAACUUCCAGCAAUAUCGUUAGCCUUUUUAUCAUUAGUCAGCAUGGAGAUCAUUAGACUCUGAAUAGGCAGCUGAGCUAAGAUAUCGGUAUCCCUGGUUCAAUGGAACAGCCUUGGGUAAAUCCACAACAGCUACAUAAAUUAUGAUGUCUGUUAUUUGGGUAGAAAUUAAAGGAUGCACUCAUUCAGGAACAUUUCACCCAUCAUAAGGUAUGUAAACAGAAUCCGUUGUCUUUUCUAGGAUGGCUGAUUCACAUGUAACUGUUCAUUAUUUUGAUGCAUGCAUGGACCAGUCAGUUCUACUAUACAGAUGCAAGACAGAUGGAGCGAUCUAAAGAUAGUUCUGUUGGACAGAUGGUGCAAUUUUUCACCAUCCUUGCUGAGACAUUUGUGAUCUGCAGAUCUCUACAGAUGUGGAUAAUCAGUCUUAUUUGAUUAUCUGCAUCUGUAGAUAAUAAUCAUUGGCAAUAUUCCGCUUAUUUUAAUAAACUGAAAUUUGAUUAACAGCUUUGAAAUGGAAAAAUCUCUGCUAGCAAAUAAUUAGUGUGUGCCAAUUUCCAAGAGAAAUGUGUGAAGUUUUUAUUAAAAUGGGCAUUUCUAGAAAAAUAUAUUUAUGUAAAAUGUUUGUGGUGUUGUAACUGAUUACUAUAUGAUGCACAUUCAUGCCAUAUGAUUACUAUAUGCUUGUAUUCAAGCAUGAAUGACUAAUCACCUCCUUGUCCCAUCAGUUGAUACUGUUUCAGGGAAGGGACCUGGAGUAUUCCCAUCAUAUUAGAGCAUGUAGAACAGGCAGAAAUAAUUGGUGACAGGUGGUUCCAUAAAUGGCAUGUCUUGAAUCCAAAAGUUCCUAUGUACCUGUGCAUAUUUGUGUAAAAUACUUUGUAAAUAGAAAGAUUUCCUGGAUGACAAGGGGCUAUCCACCAAAGAGGACAUACAGUACCUAACUACACAAAGAAACAUGUUCGGAGAUUAUCUUUAUGCAUAUGUGAAGUGCAUAUGCUCAGGAACUCUUACUUUGUACACAGGUCUGAAUUAAACUGAUUACCAUUUCCUACAGAAAAAAUAGACAGCUGAAUAAAUGCCUUACAUACAAGACUACUGUUUUCUUUGUGCCACUAAAAUCAAAUGUCUGAAAGCCAUGACCAAAGUUUGCAUCUUAUCUAGCUCUGAGUGAUUCUGCAGUUGUCCACAAGCACAGUAGAAAUGAAGGUGUGCAUGCAAGCCUUAUCCCCAACAUCCCCUUGUGGCUUGUUUGGGCCUUUGCAUAUUGAGGAUUGAU